Messenger RNA from Sebastes umbrosus (honeycomb rockfish), 2326 nucleotides. RefSeq names its product solute carrier family 38 member 6 (gene slc38a6). The transcript has 16 exons. NCBI's taxonomy places the organism in Eukaryota, Metazoa, Chordata, Actinopteri, Perciformes, Sebastidae. The record is from RefSeq and is a predicted model, not a curated record. Gene Ontology annotation, biological process: L-glutamine transport; amino acid transmembrane transport. Bases 194 to 1549 code for a protein of 451 amino acids. Gene Ontology annotation, molecular function: L-glutamine transmembrane transporter activity.
GACCAACGUGAGUGAUAAACAACAACAACAGUCAGCAGCUGAUGAGUUAGUUGAUAAGAGGGGAGUUUAAAAGUGAUUUAAGAGGAAGAUGUGACUGCCAUAACUCCUCAGGACUUCACGCUGACUGGUGUGUGGAGUUUGGAGACAAGAGAGAGUUUGUUUCUUGUAGUUUGAGAGUUUUCUAGAGUAGAAAAUGAGCAUCAAUAGAAGACUAAAUAGUGGAUCUGUCGGCGGGGACGUCGAGGAAAACGAGACUACACCUUUAUUAUUAGAUGGAUCAGCGUCGACCAAAGGAGCCUCCUUCGCCUCCUCUGUGUUUAACCUGAUGAAUGCCAUCAUGGGCAGCGGCAUACUGGGUCUAGCUUAUGCUAUGGCUCACACUGGAAUAGUUGGUUUUUGUAUCCUGUUAGUAGUAGUGUCCAGCCUGGCAGCGUACUCUAUACACCUCCUUCUGAAGAUAUGUGACCAAACAGGUAUCAAUUCAUAUGAAGACCUCGGAGGAAAAGCCUUGCAAAAAACAGGAAAAGUUCUGGUUGGAAUUUCUAUUAUCAUCCAAAAUAUUGGUGCCAUGGCAUCCUAUUUGUUCAUCCUGAAGACGGAGCUGCCUGCAGCCAUCGACAGCCUCUUGGACCCAGGCAACACAGGACAUGCCUGGUAUGAAGAUGGCAGGUUGCUUUUGACCCUAGUUACAAUUUGUAUUGUUCUACCUCUGUCAAUAUUGCCUAAAAUUGGCUUCCUGGGCUACACCAGUGGCAUCGCCUUUAUCUUUAUGCUGUACUUUGCAGUUGUGGUUGUGGUGAAGAAAUGGUCCAUCCCCUGCCCCCUGCCUCACAAUAUAACCACACUCCCAGGUGACAUCAAGAUAUCAAAUUCCUCUGACUCAGAUUGUACACCCAAACUCUUUGUCAUCUCCAGUAAGAGCGGCUACGCCAUCCCCACCAUGGCCUUCUCCUUCCUGUGCCACACGGCUAUCCUGCCAAUCUACUGCGAACUAGACCGACCUACUAAAGCCAAGAUGCAGAAGAUUACAAAUGUCAGUAUUAGCCUCAGCUUCCUGGUUUACCUCAUUUCUGCUCUGUUUGGCUACCUCACCUUCUACGAUCAAGUGGACUCGGAGCUGUUGCUUGGCUACGAUAUGUACAUGCCUCGGGACAUCAUGGUGAUGGUGGUUCGACUUGCCAUCCUGUUCUCGGUGUUGCUGACUGUACCCCUUAUUCAGUUCCCUGCCCGAAAGGCUGCUGUCUUGCUGAUGUAUGGAAGACGUCCCUUCUCCUGGCCGAUCCACAUCAUUUUGACUCUCAUCAUCCUGAGUGUGGUGCUGCUGCUGGCCAUCUUUGUGCCUGAUAUCAAAAAUGUCUUUGGAGUUGUGGGAGCGACAACAUCCACCUGCCUGUUGUUUAUUUUCCCCGGCAUUUUCUACCUCAAGAUCAACAGAGGACCCCUCAAAUCCUUCGACUCCAUUGGGGCUGGACUUCUGGUGGUCUUUGGUUUCAUUAUGGGAAUCAUCAGCUUCUCUGUCAUUGUCAUCGAAUGGGUACAUGACUCAUAAUCCCGCCUGGCCCCUCUUUCAGGGCAAAGCGUGCCAAAGAAACUGAAUAGUGGAUAAAGAAAGGGAAUAGACACCUCAGGGAGAUUAUUUAUGGAAACGUUGUUCUCAACUCUAGACUUGUGUUUGUUUCUAUCCUUCUAAAUUACAAACAAAGACCAAACUCAUAAGAACUUCUCAUAUUACACUCACCUUAUUUUUACACGCUGACUUUUAAAUUUAUACCCAAUUCAGAGCAAAUCUUUAUUUUUUUUUUUUUAAAUCUUCAUAGAACAAAAGAUAGGUGAAGUUUACUGUGUCAGAGCGAUACAAGAAAGCAAGUUGACCAUUAUCUUUAAGUUCAUUUUAUGAACUUGAUUUUCAUUUUUACUUUCCGACAGCCUUUGUAUUGUCUGUGUGCAUGAUAAUCACCGUAUGUAAACCAAUCUGACUGUAUUUGAAAAUGCUGUUAGUCCAAGACUGAACCAUAUAUGUGUCAAAAAAUGUGUUGUGCAACAUUUAUACAUACACAAUCACUUAUACUCAGUCCCUUGAUUAUUUAAAUGUUAUUUUAUUCACAUUUGUUGUUUUGGAUUUUCUUUUAAACUUGUUUUAUAUCAUUUAAAGCAUGUAUUGAUUUUCCAAACAGUUCUGCUUCUACUUGUAUUCUCUACCUUUUUAAAUGAAUGGGACCAGAUAAUUCCAAUGUAUUGUAUGUGGUUAUAAUAUACAGUAGAAUAAUAUAAUAAUGUUCUUCAAAUUAUUUGGAUUUAAUAAAAAGGGAAAUUGUUUAUGUAGUGA